Molecule: messenger RNA, 891 nt
Organism: Papaver somniferum (opium poppy)
Lineage: Eukaryota; Viridiplantae; Streptophyta; Magnoliopsida; Ranunculales; Papaveraceae
Product: F-box protein At3g07870-like
Exons: 2
Coding region: 1-891 (296 amino acids)
Biological process (GO): SCF-dependent proteasomal ubiquitin-dependent protein catabolic process
Molecular function (GO): ubiquitin-protein transferase activity; protein binding
Source: RefSeq, a predicted model, not a curated record
AUGGGGAACUUUAAUAUGCUCCCAAAAGAGAUCAUGUUAGAAAUCUUCUCCCGUGUACCAGCCGAGUCUGUUCUAGAAUGCAAAUCGGUAUCAAAAUCGUGGAGAAAUCUGCUUCAACAUCCAUCCUUCCCACAGAUGCACCUGAAUCAUCUCAAUGAUUUUGAUGCUGCUCAUGAUUCGGGUAAUUUGAGUUUGAUAUUCUAUACGAAAUGGUUAGAUAAAGAACCGUUUUAUUAUACCGAGUAUGAUGAGAAUUUAAACCGUUUUACUAGAACAACAAGGAUCAAUGUCAGACCUCCAUUUGAGUAUUAUGAUAUCCUUCAUUCGUGUAAUGGUUUAGUUUGUUUCAGUGCAUACCUUGGAAAUUGCCACAAUAUGCAACCUGCUUAUAUCUGUAAUCCCAUCACAAGAGAGUAUACUGUGAUUCCAAAAUUUGAAGGAAAAGAAUUCUUAGCUGGAUUUGGUUACAGUCCUUCAACCAAUGAGUACAAGGUUGUUAGAAUCAGUAGAGACAUGGGAGACCCAAAUUUUGGAAUUGUUCAGAGGAACGAAAGUAAUCUUCAAGUGAUUUGGAGCAAUGAGUUUAGUAAUUGCUAUGGCAGGCCAAUCAGCUUUACAAAGAGCGGUGGGCUUUUAUGCUACGAUCUUCGUGAUAAUAAUGUGUAUCGGUAUGCUCCAAAAGCUUCUUCUUCCAGAGUGCUUGUGAAUUUCGAUAAGAAGUUUACUGUUGGAGUCCCUCACAAGAACACCGUAGUGUCACUGAAAUCAUUGGAAGAAGAAAAUACGGAACUAUUGAAUUCAGGUGAAAGAGCAAGAUAUAGCUGGGGCCCUAAUGAACAAGAAGCAGCAACCAUUAGCCAACGGAACAGAAGAAAGAAAAAGAUCUCUUAA